AUGGAUGUUUCUGCUAAAAAUAUGAUAUUUGGUAUGGCUGGGAUUGAUCCUGAAAGAAGACCAAAGCUAAUCAAGGUACUUGGUGUAGAGAGAACAGCAUCACAACAGGAAAUAAAGAAGGCUUAUUACAAGUUAGCAUUGAGGCUGCAUCCUGACAAGAAUCCUGGUGAUGAGGAGGCUAAAGCAAAAUUUCAGCAACUGCAAAAUGUUAUCUCAAUUCUUGGGGAUGAAGAAAAGCAAGCCAUUUAUGAUCAGAUUGGUUGUGUUGAUGAUGCUGACCUUGCCAGGGAUGUUGUCCAGAAUCUUCACAACUACUUUAAAACAAUGUACAAGAAGGUCACUGAAGCUGAUAUUGAGGAGUUUGAAGCAAACUAUAGGGGAUCUGACUCAGAGAAAAAUGAUUUGAUUGAUUUGUACAAAAAGUGCAGAAGUGUUUGUUUGGAUUGGCCAGUCUGUGGACCCAAAAGAAAAACAAAAUGCUUUUAA
Messenger RNA from Arachis ipaensis, 486 nucleotides. Its product is annotated as chaperone protein dnaJ 6-like. The record is from RefSeq and is a predicted model, not a curated record. NCBI's taxonomy places the organism in Eukaryota, Viridiplantae, Streptophyta, Magnoliopsida, Fabales, Fabaceae.